AUGCCGUCGACUAACUUGAUCAAGAGAGACUGGGAGAAGGACCAUGUCUACCUGGUGCAAUUCCCAAGAGCCGGGAUGAUCCCAUCACCAUCUCCAUACGCAUUCAAGUUGGAGACAUUCUUGCGUGUGGCGGAUAUUCCGUAUACGAGUUCUGAAAGGUCCAGGAGCCAGAGCUGUGCCACUGUCGGGUGCGGCACUUUGAGUCCUUCUGGGAGCAGUAGGAUACGGUGGCAAUUGGUCCACGGCAAUAUACCCACGGCCAGAGUCAUGGCUGGUCCCAAUUUUCCCACCCUUAACUAUAACUCUUUCAGAACAUUAACAACGAGUUCAGCAAGAUGUCCGCUCGCGGUCAAAUCCCAUUCAUCGAGCUCAACGGACGUCAGCACGCCGACAGCACCAUCAUCAUCGAUAACCUCAUCGAGCACUUCCACAAAUCCGACCUCGAGGAUCUCUCUCAGGCAGACAAGGCUGUCGCAAGAGCCUUCUUCGCUCUCACCGAACAUCAUCUCUGAAGAGGUUCUCGAGCAAGCCAAGAAGGAUCUCGACGCGCUGUCUGUGCAGUUGGGAGAGAAGAAGUAUCUCUUCGGGAACACCAUCAAGACGAUCGACGUCACCACGUUCGCCCAUCUCGCCGAACUCAUCUACACACCACAAUUCAGUCCAGAAAUCGCGACUCAUCUUGAGGAGAAAACUCCAAAUCUGCUGGUCUACGUCAAGAACAUUCGCGAUCAAUACUGGCCAGACUGGGAUGAGACCACGGAGACGAUGAAGAUGGACACGGUGUGGAAGAAGGCCUAG
Caenorhabditis briggsae is the source of this 798-nucleotide messenger RNA. NCBI's taxonomy places the organism in Eukaryota, Metazoa, Nematoda, Chromadorea, Rhabditida, Rhabditidae. The transcript is spliced from 4 exons. Gene Ontology annotation, cellular component: cytoplasm. The record is from RefSeq and is a predicted model, not a curated record. The coding region runs from base 1 to 798 and encodes 265 amino acids.